AUGGAUAAAAUAUUGCCGAAAGUAAGCCAUACCAUGAUGCCAGAAAAUGGAGAACUUCUCACUUUUUGGCAAGAGAUGUUUAAGAACUUCAAUCCAACCGAAAACCCAGAAAAUGAGCUUUUGAAGCUUUCGUCUGCAAGAUACAUUCUUUUCGAUUCAAUUGUGGCAAAAGAAUCAACAGAGAAAAUUUUCGACUCCCUUAAUUUGUACAAAAAAGUCAGUUCUAUGAUACACGACUAUUGUCGAAUCAAUCCGACGCUCAAUGUGACUGGAGAAAUUAGAGAUCUUUUCGUAGAGUUUGAAAAUCUUGAAGCCGAGCUCUACAAUUUGAAAGACGUCGAAGAUAUGACAUAUAUUCCUGGUGGUUAUGCUGGAUUGUAUUUAGCGGUGAAUAUGCGGAAUAAACCGACAAAGUUUCUACCGAAACAAGUGGAUGAAGAACUCCUAGAAGAGCUUAUAAAUAUGGAUAUACUCCGAGGAACUCCGGCAAGCCAUGCUUUCGUCGUCGCUGCUCUCAAUCAUCAUCUCGAUCUUCUGACAAGCUCUCUUUGGAAAAAAUUUUACAUCGACUGGAGCUAUACUAUCGGCCAAUACAAUGUAUUUAUGGCUCCCAAUGAAUAUAUUCGCCGAAUUCUUCAUCAUAAUCCGUACUCAAAGGAAGACAACUAUUCCCUCGUUCAUAAAAUCGACGAUACUCUCUGCUUUUUGAUGGAUCAAAUGCUCAAGACCGUCUCGCAAGAAAAUGCGUGUGAGAUCAUUUCAACGCCAAAUCAUCUUGGAUUUACAGUUGUUUUCUUCGCCACAAGACUCUACUACCGAGCCACAAGUACGCUUCUCCACCGUUUUCCAGACCUCAAAUUCAAUCAGCUCUGUUACUUUGGCAGCACAGUUGGUCUGAUUUUUACACCACUGAUCGGGCGUAUUCUUGAGCGGGGAAUGAAUCCAUUCAUAAAGCCGAGAUAUGCUGCCCCUGUAAAAAGCUUCAGUUUCGCCCUAAAAGAUGCGAUGUUCGAGAAAUAUCCUGAACUAAAAACUGUCAAGUUGCCAAAAGAAAAGUACUUGCUCUCGGCGCAAUACAGUUCAUUCGAAAGCUACAUUCAUGAACAAGUUGAUAUUGCAGCGCUUGAGCGAAAAUGGGUUACCGGCUACGAUGUCAGUGGAGCGCCCCUGACGUCUUUUUAUUCCUCUUGGUACGAUAUCGGAGGCCCAGAAGAAAGUCAAAGAAUAAAUUCAAUGCGAUACUUUCCUGGCAAACUGAUCAAGAAAGAAAUUCUUUUAGGGAAAGGAGGACAAGGGAGCGUUUACAAAUGUCUUUGGCAUGGGAAACCUGCGGCAGCCAAGUUCAUAAAAAGCAAGGACGUUGACUUACAAAAAUACUUCACCACAAAAGGAGCAAAGGGGGAAAAGGAAAUGAAAAAGUUCUUCACCAAACAAGCGUCGGAGUUUUAUAUUGGUCGCGAAAUCAAGAAUGCCAACGUUCUCAAUAUGUACGAUUUCUUUCUUCAGCACGAAAACGGAGUUACGGAAUUUGUUAUCGUUAGCGAAUUCUGUGAAAAAACUUUGCUUCAAGAAGAAUUUUCCAUGGUCGCAUAUAUUCGAUAUUUUAGCCAGGUGAAUGCAGCAAUCAAGGCAAUGGGAGAGCGAGGUCUGUGCCACCGUGAUAUCAAACCGGAGAACAUCUUGCUGAAACGCGACAGCAAUGGAGUCUUGUCUGUGAGAGUCGCUGAUUUUGGCUUGACUGGAUUUUCCGGGGGAACUCCACUUUACAAUCCACCGGAAUCGAUGAUCAAAUCGAUUCCGUUUGCUUCUGAUAUUUACUCCCUUGGAAUCACGAUGUUGGUUACGCUUUUUGAAACAGAAUUGGCCUUCAAGUUGUUUCUCAUGCCAGUUGAAGUUGGGCAAGAAGUCAGGAAAAAACUCGGCAACCAUAGCAUUGUAUCAUUCGUUUCUAAGAUGAUUGCUGAUGAUUACAAUGAUGCUAGAAUCAAUGCUGAUGAUCUAGGCAUAUCCGACGAUUUCCAUGAGAUAUCUCAAUCUCCUAUCGGAUCUGAUAUCCAGAGACGAGCAGCGAAGUUUGAGAACAACCCCUUUUCCCGACUCUUUUUUUCCGAAACAUUCACGAAAGUCACUACUUUUGAAGGCAUAACCCAGUUGUCCAAGAUGAUUAGUCAUACGAUUCAUGACCAGGGCGAUUCUUUCAAAUGCUGGGCUUUUGCUACAGCAAGUAUGAUCCGUUCCUCACUUCGGGAGGCAAUAUCAAAAACUAAGCGAAUAGUCGAAUCGGAGAAGGACGAACUUUACGAAGCAAUAAAGUCGAUCAAUCACAAACUUCUACGGUCGGAAUUAAUGAUGAAUGUGAUUCCUACAAAAGUAAACGCAAACUCAGAGGAAAUUCAGUCGGCGAUGCUCCAUCACGUCAUGAGGAGACUCACCGAGCCAACAUAUCUUCAGAGAGAAGGUAUCUUUAUGCUUGGAAGCUUGAAACCCAUCCUUGACAGGCUUGAGCCGUUCAAAGUGAAGCUUCAGAUGUUCGCUCAUCCUACUGAUUACGAUAGAUUCCCGGCGAAUUUAUCGAAGAUGGGAGUCGUUGGUGAUUUCGUUGGAGCGCUAGAAGACAAGAAAGUUCUCGUCUGUCCCGUCAAAAUGGGCGAUUCGUCGAUAAAACACGCGAUGUGCCUUUUUGGUUUUAACGAGAAGUCGGAAUUCUUGUUCAAAAACACCUCAAAUGAGACGAAAACAAUCGCCAUCCGUCUUACUAACUGCGAGCCCAGAAUCGGGUAUCAUAUCUGCUUUGAGGAAACUCCUGAAUAA
Messenger RNA from Oikopleura dioica, 2811 nucleotides. Lineage: Eukaryota; Metazoa; Chordata; Appendicularia; Copelata; Oikopleuridae. The record is from the annotation of a GenBank genome assembly.